Molecule: messenger RNA, 1785 nt
Organism: Epithele typhae
Lineage: Eukaryota; Fungi; Basidiomycota; Agaricomycetes; Polyporales; Epitheliaceae
Product: FAD binding domain-containing protein
Exons: 15
Coding region: 1-1785 (594 amino acids)
Molecular function (GO): FAD binding
Source: RefSeq, a predicted model, not a curated record
AUGGUUGCUCCUCAAACAGAAGGAAAGCUCUCCAAGAGCUACGUCGACAUACUUAUCAUCGGCGCGGGGCCCGCGGGUGUUAUGGCUGCCAUGGCACUCCAUAAAGCUGGCGUCUCAGUGCGAAUUGUGGAUCAGAGGGACCAGAUACUAGAAGCAGGUCAUGCUGAUGGAAUACAGCCUCGUACGAUCGAGGUUAUGCAUAGCUACGGUCUGGGGCAUGAGAUGCUUAAUAGGGGCCACAUGCUUUCUCGCGCGGCAUUCUACGCUCCGGACCCCGACACUGGCACUAUAACUAUCAUUAACCAUCAAGGAGCCAUCGAAGGCGUUUUAGUUGAUGUCAUGCGAGCUGAUGGGCUCGAAGUUCAACGCUCUACUGCCCCGACCUCACUCGACACCGUCAAAGAGGAUGGAAAGCUCAAGGAACCACACGCUUAUGUGCAUGCUACCGUGUUGCGAACGGAGAGCAAACAGGUGUCUGCAACAACGGAGGUAGUGCACUCCAAGUUCGUUCUUGGUGGAGACGGCGCACACUCUUGGACCCGCAGCCAGCUGGGUAUCCAAAUGGAAGGGGAUUCCACUAAUGCUGUUUGGGGAGUCCUCGACUUCGAGGUUGAUACCGACUUCCCCGACAUCCGCAACCAAUGCUUCAUUCACUCCGAGUAUGGCGUCUUGAUGAUCAUCCCGCGCGAACAGAAUCUUGUGCGCUUUUAUAUCCAACAGUCACCCGCGGUGGUCGCCUCACUUAUCGACCCUGUUACCGGUCGCCUGGACCGGGACCGGAUGACGGUUUCGCUGCUGAUCGAGCAAGCCCGCAAGGUCCUCCCCAACUAUCGCGUCGAGAUCAAGAACAACAGGAUCACCUGGUGGACUGUUUAUGUCGUUGGUCAGCGAGUCGCUGAGCGGUUCUCAGUGAACAACCGUGCGUUCAUUGCUGGCGACGCGUGUCACACCCACUCUCCCAAAGCAGGGCAAGGUCUCAAUGCAAGCAUGAAUGACAGCCAUAACUUGGCAUGGAAACUGGCUUACGUUCUGCGGGGAUGGGCAGACCUGUCGCUGCUCUCUACUUACGAAAUGGAGCGCCGUGGAUACGCACAGGAGCUCAUCGCGUUCGACCGCAAGUUCUCCAAACUGUUCGACAAGCCCCGCUCGGGCGCGAACCUGGAGGGCGUUGACCCCGUCGCGUUCGAAGAAGCGCAGGGCACCCUAAGCGGCUUUACCUCCGGCAUCGGCAUUCGCUACACGUCUUCGCUCAUCGGGACCGAGCACCAGUCGCUCGCGCACAAGCUCGUCCUCGGCGAGCGGAUGCUCCCGCACUACUUCUGUCAAUCGGCGGAUGCGUCCCCAGUCGACGUCCACGACCUCCUUCCCUCGGACACGCGCUUCAAGAUCUUGGUUUUCGGAGGCGACGUUACUGUCAAGGAGGAGAGGGAGCAGCUGCAGGCGACCGCGGACGCGUUGGACCGGGGAUUCCUCCGCCGUCUCGGGCGCGGGGGGAUGAAACGGGGUCAGUGGGAGGUGUUCGAUGUGAUAUGCUUCACGUCGGCAAAGUUGGAAGAGCACGAGUACCUCGAUUUCCCUCAAUUCUUCCGCGAGGACUGGAAGAAGGUUCUCUCCGACGACGUGAACGUCGCCAUGGGUUAUGGGGGCGGUGGGUAUGAGCACUGCGGUAUCGACCCACACAAGGGCGCGAUUGUCGUCGUCCGGCCGGAUGGGUAUGUGAGCCAGAUCGCUCCGCUCGAUGGUGUCGCCAUCCUCGAUCGUUACUUCGACACUUUCCUCAUUUGA